UUUCUGCAUCUUAAGUUCCUCAGCUGUAAACAGACUUCUAUUGUCCACAGACGCAACCACAUCUACUGCAACUCAUCUAACUCAAAGCCAUGCAGCAACAGCAGGUCGGCCGCAACAUCUCGUCCAACAUCUCGUCCAACAUCUCGUCCAACAUUUCGCUCCCUUCCUCACCAGAAACCUUGGCGACCAGUAGUGUGCUGGGGCUGUGCUUUGCACUGGGAGUCCCUGGAAACAUCUUAGUGCUGGUGCUUCUUUCUAGAUGGCUGAAGACAGGAGGAAGCUUCACCCCAAGGCUGUUGAUGAGCCUGGGCGUGUCAGACCUAAUGACCCUGCUCCUGCUGCCGGUGUGGAUCUACUCUCUUCUUCACGACUGGGUCUUUGGCUUGGCCUUGUGUAAGAUCUUGUCCUACGUGGUCUACUGGAGCCUCUUAAGCAGCGUGCUGUGUGUGACGAUACUGAGUGUACAGAGGUACGUGCAAGUGCUGCAUCCUCAGAAAUGGGCGAACCUCAGAGCUCGAGGACAUGGAAUUGUGGGUGGGAUUUGGAUCCUGAGUGGACUGCUAAGUUGCUAUUCUCUCGUCCAGCGUCGCGUAACCACGGGGAAGGAUGGACGUCUGCACUGCAGGGCGUACUUUCAGAAUUACUCAGAGAGAGUGACCACUCUGGUCUGGGAGACCUCAGUGCUGUUCGCGUUGCCGUUCCCUGUUCUGGUUUAUUUCUACGUCCGUCUUCACCGGGGCGUCAGUCAAUCAGCUUUCAUCACCACACACAGGAUGACCAGACUGGUGAUCAGAAUUGUGCUGACUUUCUUCUUUUUCUGGGUCCCGCAUCACAUCAACAACAUUACGCUGAUCGUUGCAGUGUUAAUCGGACAUGAGCAGCUUUUGAAGUUCGCCGAAGCUGGAAGUAAUGUUACCGGAGCUCUGACUUUCAUCAACAGCUGUGUAAAUCCAUUUGUAUAUGCCUUCUCAGCUCGGGCUCUAAGGCAGCCGAGACCCGGAACAGACAGUGCUUAGGUCUUUCACGGAAUUGAUGUUUCUCAAGCAGUGAUUUCUUUCUUUUAAAAUGACCAAAGAAUCCAUUUAUUGAGUUUUAUAUGUUUUUGUUUGAUGUUUAAAUAGUCA
Molecule: messenger RNA, 1124 nt
Organism: Astyanax mexicanus (Mexican tetra)
Lineage: Eukaryota; Metazoa; Chordata; Actinopteri; Characiformes; Acestrorhamphidae
Product: leukotriene B4 receptor 1-like
Exons: 1
Coding region: 90-1016 (308 amino acids)
Biological process (GO): immune response; G protein-coupled receptor signaling pathway
Cellular component (GO): membrane
Molecular function (GO): G protein-coupled receptor activity
Source: RefSeq, a predicted model, not a curated record